Helobdella robusta is the source of this 2199-nucleotide messenger RNA. RefSeq lists its product as hypothetical. Bases 1 to 2199 code for a protein of 732 amino acids. Gene Ontology annotation, molecular function: integrin binding. Gene Ontology annotation, biological process: integrin-mediated signaling pathway; cell-matrix adhesion; cell-cell adhesion. The record is from RefSeq and is a predicted model, not a curated record. Gene Ontology annotation, cellular component: integrin complex; external side of plasma membrane. The transcript has 16 exons. Lineage: Eukaryota; Metazoa; Annelida; Clitellata; Rhynchobdellida; Glossiphoniidae.
AUGACUUAUAACUGUCAUGCUGGUGUUGUACUAGGCACGGAGACACAGAAGCUCAAUGAGCUUGUACGGUCACCCAAAACCAGUGUCGAAGUGUGUGGGCACCUGCACAAGCGCCUGAUAGCCAGCCACAGUGGCCACGGCCGUUGCAUCAAACUGAGCAACAGCUUGGAGUUCGAGUCGCAGACGAUACCCUGCCAGAGCAUCAUACCAGGAACAGAGUACGCUUUCUGCCAGGCUGGUACCAGUGCUGACUUUUCGCCUGAGGGCUCAUUCCUCAUGGGCGCCCCAGGCUCCAAGAACUGGCGCGGCACUUUCUUCAAGAGGUUCAUCUCAAAAGUGAUCACGAAUGAGGAGGAUGUUUUUAAUAUUUCCAUCGAGACUGACCAUUUCGCUCCGUUCACUAAACCGGACGGGUCCAACAUCACCAACAUGUACUCAUAUUUAGGUAUGUCGGUCAGAUCGGGGUACGUAGGUUCUGAUCCGUCAAAGAUCAUGCACAUUUCCGGUGCUCCCAGGUCAAAGGAGGUUGGCCAGGUUGAUAUUUACAAUUCAGAUGAGCAAAUGAUUCAUCAGCACACGAUACACGGCGAACAGUUUGGCUCCUACUUCGGUCAUGAGAUAGUCAUCAUGGAUAUCAACAGUGAUGGGAAAGAUGACAUGAUCGUCGGUGCACCUUUCUACAGGAAGCAGGGAAUUUGCGGGGCCAUAUAUGUCUACAUGAAUGAGAAGGGCAUAACGAACAAAGUAACACCUCAGAAGAUAACGAGCCGAAAGAUGAUGGAUACCGAAUGUGAGAAGCUGAACUGCUUGGAUGCCAGGUUCGGCUUCUCCAUGGCCUCCGCCGGUGACCUCGAUGGUGAUGGCUUUAAUGACCUUGUCGUCGGCGCGCCGUAUGAAGGCCAGGGAGCUAUUUACAUAUUUCACGGAAGAAGGAGUGAUCUCAGUCCUGAACCUGCCCAAAGGAUCUACGCAGGCGAUCUCAAAACUCCGUUUAAAGCUCUGGCGUUCGGUUCCUCGCUGGCCGGUUCUGGAUUUGACGUGGACGGAAACGGUUAUCCGGAUAUUUUGGUCGGUAGUUAUGCCUCCGAUACGGCCUUCUUAUUUUUCUCUAGACCGGUGGCUAACGUAAAGUUCAGAUUUGAGAACCUUCCGAAGUUUGUUGAUCCGAUGAAGAAGGAAGAAAAUUGCAAAGGAAAUGCCUGCUUCACAAUGAGGGUCUGCUUCAUACUUAGCCCCGCUAAAAAUCCAAGCAACACGAUGUCUAAACUCUUACUGAGUUAUUCAGUAGAAACCGACACCGAACCGAGAGUUCGAUCGCAGUUCUAUAUCGAGAAACGAUUGAACAUCAACUUCAGUGGCCAGGACAACAUCCGAGAUUACCUGAGGCCGUUGACCUACCAGCUGACCUUCCAGGCCUUUGAAAAGUCUGGUCCGACGAUUGAUUACCAGCCAGGAGGGACCAUACCAAACUACAACGACUAUCCGGUCAUCGUCGGAGUCAAGGCGUCACACAUAUUACUGGUACACUUCCGGAAGAACUGUGGAGAUGACGAGGUGUGCAGCAGUAACCUGAAACUGCAGGCAUCACUCAACCUGACCAGGUCAGCUGACUCGAGCAACUACGUUCUGAGAGUUGGGCAGGACAGGGAGUUGGAAGUGAAGCUGGCCGUGGAGAACAAGUUGGAAGACGCCCAUCAGGCCAAUCUCUACAUCACUGUACCCGCUAAUUUUGGAUUCAUAGGAACCAGUGGCAAGGACACAGUUUGCAGCAAGUUAGAGGAACAGAAUGUCGUGGAAUGUUCCGUCGGAAACCCCCUACCGCCGAACGAAAGGGUCGAAUUUGGGGUCCGACUCGACCCGCGAAUGGCGUUGCCCUCGAAGGAGGUCAUCGACCUCAAGGUCAUGGUCAACACGACAAGCAACGAGAUGGACAGCAAAGACAAUGAGGUGACCUUGAAACUUGAGGUCAUCGUCGAAACUGACCUUGGCAUUAGGGGUUUCAAGAAAGAACAGAACAAAGGGAAAAAAUUAGAUGAGAACAACAAAUCAACAUCAUUCAGAAUAUGCGUUGAGAAGAACGACCUAAAUAAAAUCAGAGAUCCAAACAUUUGGCCAUCAGGCGUUAUUUUACGAGAUUGGAUUUUUAACCAACAGACAGUGCGAGCCGGACAAAGAGUUACCUCAAAAUACCAGCAAUGA